AUGUCGAACCCUCAAGAUAACCCAGACACUCCUCCACAACCUACCUCUUCUGAUUCCUCCACACCUCCUCAACCCAGUACAACCCCUCAUCCUAGGAGGAGAUGUGUUAAAAUGAUUGCUCGUAAAAAUAUGACUACAGGUGCACUGUCAAAAAGAUUGAACGCACAAUUGAAGGCUAGCCAAGCCCAAGAAUCUGAACACUCAGACGAUUCCUUCAAGUCUGCAAGUGAGAGGGAAGGAACUGGGUCUUCUGACUCUGAGAAGAUUCAGACUUCCCCUUUUGAGGUACGUUCUGUUUUGGUUGAAAGUGUAGAAAAUAGGUUUGUUCUUGUUAGCUCUGUUAGAAAUGUGGAAAUGCCUGAGUUGAGAAGGAGAGGAGGUAAAAAUAAAAUUGAAAAAGAGGAGAGUGAGGGUGCAAGCUGUGAUGUGAGGGGAACAGGGAUAGAAGUGGUUGAUUCGUCACCCACCUCUAAGAUGGUUAGACCAGCAAUUUGUGGGACUGAGGAUGAAAUUGUAGGAGAAAGUGGCAAGAAAACAGGGGGAAGUGGAUCAGGGGAGGCUGUUGAGGGUUUGGUAAAUUUAAGUUCUCAUGUGGAUGAACCCGGUUCAUCUAUUGAAGAAACCCUAGCAAACCUUCUGAAGAAAGUAGGUGCCAGUUAUAAUCCCAAGAAAAGGAGAACACCAACACCUAAGGUUCCCAGCACUACAAAGAAUACCAAGAAAAGAAAAGCUAAUUCCCCAACAACUGCUGAAAUUCUCUUGGCAAAGGGGAGAGCCACAAGAAGUAUGGUGAAACAGAGUGAGAGGUCUAAGGCUGCUGAACCUUUAUUGUCCAAGAGGACAAGGUCUGCAGUGAAAAACAAACAAGUUAGAAUUGGUGAAGAUGAAGAAUGGAGUGGUGAAGAAGAGAGUGACUCUGAUUGUGAACAAGACAAGCUGGCCAAGAUAUCGGCAUGUCAAUCAGCAAAAGAAAUCUGGGAGGCUCUUCAGACAGCUCACGAAGGAAUAACACAAGUUAAUCAAUCCAAGAUCUACAUGCUCACAGCUGAAUACGAUCUCUUCAGGAUGAAAGAUGAUGAAUCCAUCCAAGAUAUGCAUACUCGGUUCACCUCUAUCAUUAAUGAGCUUCACUCUCUUGGAAAGCAAAGUGAACGCCAUUACAGAGAGAAGGACUUGCAGGAGCUAACCAUUGAUGAGCUUGUCGGCAAUCUGAAAACAUAUGAAAUGAAGAAGAAGAAGAAGGACAAUGAAAGAAGAAAGCCCAAAAGGAAGAAGAACCUGGUCCUCAAGACAGACAACAAUGAUUCAAGUAAUGAGGAUGGUGAUAUGGCUUACUUGACAAGAAGAUUCCAGAAGAUGGGAACAGUAAAAGAAAGCAGCCUACAAUGCUGUCUAAGUGUUGUUGAUGAUGAUGCUGAAUUAUGGCAUAGGAGGCUGGGUCAUGCAAGCUUCCGUUGCUGA
Messenger RNA from Nicotiana attenuata, 1461 nucleotides. RefSeq lists its product as uncharacterized. The record is from RefSeq and is a predicted model, not a curated record. Bases 1 to 1461 code for a protein of 486 amino acids. NCBI's taxonomy places the organism in Eukaryota, Viridiplantae, Streptophyta, Magnoliopsida, Solanales, Solanaceae. The transcript is spliced from 6 exons.